CGCCUUCUCCCCCCUACAGCUCACUCUCUCAAGCAGCCCUCAUUGUAAUUUUUAAAAUCCAUCCAUCUAUACGGGUCUCUCGGCCUUCCACAUCUAUCAUUUAUCUCCAUCCUCACCUCACUCUGGCUACAAACAAGCCACUAAAUCCACCGCAUCUCCUGGAUCCGAGUUCAAACUAAAGAAAGCAGGUGUUGCCCCUCACUGCUGAACCCCACAUUGUCGUUUGAUUCUCGCCACCUCGAUAACUCUCGGCUCACCUCUUUCGCAAUCAGAUUCAUCGGUAGCCACGUACAAACGCAUUCACGAUGGACGAAUUAAUUUCCCAGUUUACAACUAUCACCGGCGCCACCGUCCGCAAGGCUGAGACUUACCUCAAGGUUUCUGAUGGAGAUCUUGAGCAAGCGAUACAGUUAUACUUCGACACUGGCGGAGCUGAUAUGGAGUCCGGACCUUCUACGCAAACUGCUCCCCCACCGCCGCCGCCCCCGCCUGCAGAAGCAUUACGAGCAAGUGAACCCACUAGGUCCACCGCUACACCUGGCAGUGGGUCCGGGUCUGGUGUUAAUUCAGCGUAUGAUGAGGAUGAGGCUAUCGCUAGGAGGUUGCAGGAGGAGCUUUACGGAGAGGCUGGGGGCGCUAGUAGUGGUGGCGAAAAUGGCGUUAGAGCCCCGAUUGCAAGAACUAGAGAUACCCUUAUUGGUGGAGAUGACUAUGGAUACCCCGAAGGCAUAGCUGAGAGAAGGAGGCUGAGAGCUGCAACUAGUCGCUUUGGGGCAUUUGGUCGACGGAGUGCCGCAAACGUUUGGGCCCCCGAAAGUACAGAUAGUAGUGAGUCACUUUUGGAGGCUGUUGGAGGGGUUUCUGAAUCCUCGUCCAAGCCCAGUAAACUGGCAGAGAUCUUCCGACCUCCAUUCGAGAUUAUGACCAAUUUAUCUUUUCAGGAUGCGAGGGAUGAAGCAAAGGAGGUGGAGAAGUGGAUUCUUGUCAACAUUCAAGAUAAUUCUAUCUUUUCCUGCCAACUUUUGAACCGAGACAUCUGGAAAGCCCCUGAGGUGAAGGCUACAGUCAAAGAGAACUUCGUUUUCCUGCAGAUGGAUCGUGCGGGGAGGGAUGGGAAAGAUUAUCUCAGACUAUACAUGGCCAACGCAGUCGAUGACACUGCGCUUUUCUCAUCGGGAACCAAAGCCGAGGAUGUAUUUCCACACAUUGCGAUCAUUGACCCCCGAACCGGGGAGCAGGUGAAGGUCUGGACUGAUGUGCCGAAAAAUCCCCUAGAGUUUCUCAUGGUCCUGCACGAAUUUCUGGAUCGCUACUCCCUCAAAGUCGAUGCUAAGAACCCCGUUCAACGGAAAACCAAGCCUAAAGCUAGCGUUGCCCACAUGACAGAGGACGAAAUGAUGCAGCUAGCGAUGCAAAACUCGCUCGGUGGCACCAGCACUCCCCUGGGCGCAACUUCCGACCCCGAUGAUCUCACUAAGACUGGUGGGGCAUCCUCCGAUGUUGGUGACCUAAUGGAGUUUGAAGAAGUACAGGAGAACCAAGCCGACACGUCUGAAAAACAGGAAUCUGUGUUUUGGAGAAUUCGCGGGGAUAAACAUCAUGCGGAGCCAUUGAGUGGCCCGGAUGUCACGCGCAUACAGUUUAAGAUGUCAGAUGGCACACGUGUAGUCCGCAGGUUCUUGUUGAAAGAUCGCGUGGAGCGGUUGUUCGAGUACGUGAAAGCAGACCUACUUCCCGAGCACCAAGAGAAGAGGAAAUCCGGCCCCGACGAUAAAGAGGACUUGCUGGUGGGGAAAGAGUUUGAGCUUGUUUCUUUGGGCAAAAAACUCAUUGAUCAUCUUGAAGAGACCAUUGAUGAGGCUGGUUUGAAGAUGGGGACCGUUAUGGUGGAGGUUCUCGAUUGAUUGAUUAUUGAUCGGAGACCGGGAUGGAGGGGGGGUUCAAUAGACUUUCCUUUAUUUCGUGCCUUUUCUUUAUUUUAGUGGAAAUUCAUCCUUUUUUUACUUUCUCCUAUUUCUCUUCUCACCCUUCUGUGGAACUUGCUCUCUUAGCUUUUAUUGGGGAGUUUUGUUGGGCGAAAAAGGGCAGGCUGGUUGACGGAUAUCUUACAAGGAUGCGCGAUGCGUGAGCAGGUGGACGGAACAAGAACGAGUGUGGGUGUACUGUAUCUAAUUAGCACGGACGAUUAUGUUGCAUUCAUAAA
Messenger RNA from Tuber melanosporum (Perigord truffle), 2203 nucleotides. RefSeq lists its product as uncharacterized. The record is from RefSeq and is a predicted model, not a curated record. Gene Ontology annotation, molecular function: ubiquitin binding. Gene Ontology annotation, cellular component: nucleus. The transcript is spliced from 4 exons. Gene Ontology annotation, biological process: proteasome-mediated ubiquitin-dependent protein catabolic process. NCBI's taxonomy places the organism in Eukaryota, Fungi, Ascomycota, Pezizomycetes, Pezizales, Tuberaceae. The coding region runs from base 306 to 1904 and encodes 532 amino acids.